Phodopus roborovskii (desert hamster) is the source of this 4985-nucleotide messenger RNA. It is a transcript of the gene Fip1l1, whose product is annotated as factor interacting with PAPOLA and CPSF1. The record is from RefSeq and is a predicted model, not a curated record. Gene Ontology annotation, cellular component: mRNA cleavage and polyadenylation specificity factor complex. The transcript is spliced from 19 exons. Lineage: Eukaryota; Metazoa; Chordata; Mammalia; Rodentia; Cricetidae. Bases 197 to 2011 code for a protein of 604 amino acids. Gene Ontology annotation, molecular function: RNA binding.
CGCGUGCGCAUGCGGGCCAGGGGCAGAAUCUUCAUGGUCGCUCCCUCCGUCGAGAUCCACCUUGGUUUUGAGUCUCGCGCUCUCUUCGUUCGCUUCUCGGCGGGUUCGCUCCCCUUCUCGCGCCCCGGGACAGCGAGGCUGGGGAAGGGUUGAAAGGGCUGUUGAUCGUCGCCUUUAACUUGUGCGUGGGGCGGCCAUGUCGGCCGGCGAGGUCGAGCGCCUGGUGGAGCUGAGCAGCGGGACCGGAGGGGAUGAGGAGGAAGAGUGGCUGUAUGGCGGCCCAUGGGACGUGCAUGUGCACAGUGAUUUGGCAAAGGACCUAGAUGAAAAUGAAGUUGAAAGGCCAGAAGAAGAAAAUGCCAGUGCUAAUCCUCCAGCUGGAAUUGAAGAGGAAGCUGCUGAAAAUGGAGUGUCAAAACCGAAAGUGACUGAGACUGAAGAUGAUAGUGACAGUGACAGUGAUGAUGAUGAGGAUGAUGUUCAUGUCACUAUAGGAGACAUUAAAACCGGAGCACCACAGUAUGGGAGUUAUGGAACAACACCAGUAAAUCUUAAUAUCAAGGCAGGGGGAAGAGUGUAUGGAAAUACAGGAACCAAAGUCAAAGGGGUAGACCUUGAUGCACCCGGCAGCAUUAAUGGAGUGCCACUAUUGGAAGUAGAUUUGGAUUCUUUUGAAGAUAAACCAUGGCGGAAACCUGGUGCUGAUCUUUCUGAUUAUUUCAAUUAUGGCUUUAAUGAAGAUACUUGGAAAGCUUACUGUGAAAAACAAAAAAGGAUACGGAUGGGACUUGAAGUUAUACCAGUUACUUCAGCAACAAAUAAAAUUACGGCCGAAGACUGUACUAUGGAAGUUACACCAGGUGCAGAGAUCCAAGAUGGCAGAUUCAAUCUUUUUAAGGUGCAGCAAGGGAGAACUGGAAAUUCAGAGAAAGAAGCAGCACUUCCAUCUACAAAAGCUGAGUUUACGUCUCCGCCAUCAUUGUUCAAGACUGGCCUGCCACCAAGCAGAAACAGCACAUCUUCUCAGUCUCAGACAAGUACUGCCUCCAGAAAAGCCAGUUCAAGCGUUGGGAAGUGGCAGGAUCGAUAUGGGAGGGCCGAGUCACCUGACCUAAGGAGAUUACCUGGUGCAAUUGAUGUCAUUGGUCAAACAAUAACCAUCAGCCGAGUAGAAGGAAGACGGAGGGCAAACGAAAACAGCAAUAUACAGGUCCUUUCUGACAGAUCUGCUACUGAAGUAGACAACAAUUUCAGCAAACCACCUCCAUUUUUCCCUCCAGGGGCUCCUCCCACUCACCUUCCACCGCCUCCCUUUCUCCCUCCUCCUCCAACUGUCAGCACGGCUCCACCUCUGAUCCCACCUCCAGGUAUUCCAAUAACUGUACCACCUCCAGGGUUCCCUCCUCCACCAGGCGCUCCGCCUCCAUCUCUUAUACCAACAAUAGAAAGUGGCCAUUCUUCUGGUUACGACAGCCGUUCUGCACGAGCAUUUCCAUACGGCAAUGUUGCCUUCCCCCAUCUUACCAGUUCAGCUCCCUCAUGGCCUAGCCUUGUGGACACCACCAAGCAGUGGGACUAUUAUGCACGUAGAGAGAAAGACCGAGACCGAGACCGAGAGAGAGACAGGGACCGAGAGAGAGACCGAGACCGGGACAGAGAAAGAGAGCGCACCCGAGAGAGGGAGCGGGAGCGGGAUCACAGUCCCACCCCCAGCGUUUUCAACAGUGAUGAAGAGCGAUACAGAUACAGGGAAUAUGCGGAAAGAGGCUAUGAGCGCCAUAGAGCUAGUCGGGAAAAAGAAGAACGACACAGAGAACGACGUCACAGAGAGAAAGAGGAAACCAGACACAAGUCCUCUCGCAGUAACAGUCGACGUCGUCAUGAGAGUGAAGAAGGGGACAGUCACAGGAGACACAAGCACAAAAAAUCUAAAAGAAGCAAAGAAGGGAAAGAGGCUGGCAGUGAGCCCGUCCCUGAACAGGAGAGUGCUGAAGCUGCCCCUGCCGAGUAGGCUCCGCCUUCUUUGUCUGUCAGUCCCAGAAAUAGAUGCUAUAAAUCUUCUUAUUUUUCUGGAUAAUGUUGAAGAAAUAUACCCUUAAUCUUGUUCUGUUAGAAUGAAACGUUAACUUUUUCUUUUCCAAAAUAAAAAUGUGCAUUUUUCUGUGUUAAGUUAAAAAAUCUUUGUCUUGUAAUAUUUAAAGAAUAAAAGACAGAAAUGACUUUAUAUCCAAGAAAGUAAUGUGAAUGAGUCAGCAGGGGAUUUAGAGAAGCUUGGCUAUGUGUAAACAGUAUGAUGAAAGUCAAGGACUCACAUUGGCCAGCUUUCUGGUUAUUCAGAUACUGUUGCAAAAGAGGUGCUGCAAAGACCCCCUGCAGCGAAGCUGCUCUUCACCUUACUAUAGUCUCCUGCAUUUUCAAGAACAUGGACACUUCCUUGGCAUCACUGCCUUUCUAGCAGGGUUUCACUGUUCUGAAAUUGGGUCCGUGGUAACUAAAAGGGCCAUUUUUAUAACUAAAUUCAUAGAAGGUAGGAGGCAUUUGGGUGGCCCUGUGAUGUAACUGUGUACUUUCUAACAGGCACAUGUGUAGAUCCAGUUGUGACUAGCACAGCGCUGUACCAUUCCAUGGCCAUCUGUUUGAGCUAGGGUCAAGGCUGUUUGGCUGCUGUUAACAUGUUUUCCAAGGCUCAUUGGUAGAGUACAAUGUAGGUUGUUUUUUUUUAAUACCAUUACCAUAUUAAGGAUAAAAAUAAACUCAAUGACAGUAGUGUUAGGUCCGUUAUUUCUUAGUAAAGCAAAAAAAAUCCAAGCUUAAAAUAUGGACUUAGUCCAGGAGGGAAUACAGAACAGCAGUGUUUAGUGGCUAGGAACAUGGUGUAUGAAAGAAUGACUUAGAGCCACAGGUAAGAGGAUGGCUAGCAUUUAGAAAAGAUUUAUUUCUCAUUUUAAAUUCUCUACUAUUAAAUUUAAAUCCCUGUAAUAUGCUCCUCCCUGAACUCCACAUAUACCAUAUAGAUUUUUAUGGGAUUUUUAUUGAAUAGAAAAAUAUAAACUUAAAAGUUUGGAGUGAUGAGGAAUCCUCCACACCAAAUAAAAACUUACCGGUUUUUAUUUUUGAAAACAUUCUGAGGUGUCACUUGUUUUCACAAUAUCAUACUUUUCUGGUAUUUUUUACAAUAUAAUCUUUAAAUAUAAAAAUUGACAAGAUAAAUACAGUUUUACCUAGCCUGUGAUCUUUUUUCUGUUUUCUAAGAUCCAUUGUUGGUUUUAUAAAAAUGUACCAGGCCAAGAAGCAAUAGUGAGAGUAAUUCUCCCUUUAAGUUCUUUGAGCAUCCUUGCCAAGCAGGCGUGUAUCAUGCCAGACGUACUCCUCCCAUUGACAGCGAGAAGAAUGUCACCACAUCUAAGAAAAACAGGAUUGGCAUCACAAUUACUUGGUGGGCUUAGGUGGUAGUAGUGUUUGCCAUAUUUGUCCAAUUUAACUCUAAUUAGAUUUUUUUCCCUCUUCACUUAAAUUCUCCAAGCUCCAUUCAUCUUGCAGAAGAUAUAAUAAUAUAGGAAAUUGCAAUAUGGGACCAAGGCCAGUGUUUGUUUUUUGUUUUUAUUUGGUGUGGGGGGGUGAAGGGUGUCUCUGUGUAACAGCCUAGGCUGUCCUAGAACUUGCUUUGUAGACCAGGCUGGCCUCAAAUUCACAGAGAUCUAUCUACCUGCCUCUGCUUCCUGAGUGCUAGGAUUAAAGGCAUGCACCACCACCGCCCAGCUUAAGUUUGAAUUUCUUAAACUUAACUAGCACACUCAUGUUUUAAUUUCUCACUCUUCAAGAAUGUAAAUAUAUGCUUUCUUUCAAGUGGGGCCAAGUUUUUACAUGUAGAAAACAAAAUACUUGAAUAUUAUUUUACCUAAUUCUUCCAUCAUUGUAUGCUGGCGUUCCUUCCACAAUGGAUUUUAUAAAAAAAGGUUUGUUCCCAGUGUAUUCUUCAUAACCUCCUACAAUGCAGAAGCCCAGACUUCCCGAGGUGUUCCUCCGUAGUGUCACAUCUUUACAGUUACAGAAGUACCUGAAAUAGAAUAUAAUUAGUGUAUGUACAGUUGAGUUCACUAAUUGUGACUUCAUCCCUCAUUCAUAUUUUUGGACAUUUUAAAAAAAGUAAAAUAAUACAUGCAUAUGUCUGCCUCAGAAAGGACAGUAACUUUUCAUGCUCUUAGCAGCUUUUGUGUUUGAUCUCUUCCACAGCUAAAUACCCUACCCUUCCAACAAAAGGAUUUCAUUAUUGUGCUCUGUUUGUCUCUGCUGAAAAAGAUGACUAUGGUUUGGCUAAGGACAACGUAAUGCAUGGACAUAUGGACCAAACAUUGGAUAUGCCUCAUACUUCUAAUGAUAAGCCAAAGUGGAGACUACUGAGGGAAUAUAAUUUUUAUAUAUUUGUGAGUUUACAUAAUUCUUAAAGAAGGCAAACUUUCUUUGAAUAAGUGAUUCACAAUGAAAUAAUCAUGAUGAAAAUAACUUUAACUUAAGCUAAUGAACUUCAUUAAGUGUAGAAUUACUAUUGACCCUUGAAAAAUACUGGUGUAUACUCACAGAAACAAAGAAGACUGUAGACAUAAGAUGAAUGGGAAGUGGAUCAAAAAAGAGUAGAAGAGUUGUAGGAAUAAAGUCAACAUGGCAUAACCUGACUGGAGAGUUCAAAAGGAACUGGAGAAGGAAAGACCAUAGCGGGCAUAAGAAUGAGUAGAAUCCUCAAUAGGGUAGUUGUGAUUGUUAGAGCCAAGUGCAAACUGCUGUAGUGCAGUAGGAAAGGGUGUCAGGAGCUGGAGUUGGCUCUGGGAUCCCUUGUCUACCAUGUGUGUCUAUGGUCUAGGAACUGCUUUGACUGGAAGAUAGCAUUUUUAUGUUGGUAGAAAUGAAGAUGUUUUGUUUAUAGACUGUACCUUAAAAUAAUCAACUGCUUUUUGAUAAUCAAUAAAAAUGAUCUUGUGAAAUGUUAA